GCACGUUUCUCAACGCACAUGUUCUGCACUGGAUCUGCAUCGUAUCAACUCGUAGUGAGUUGACGCAUUUCUGUGCUCAUGGGGCCGUCUCGGUACUUCAUAACGACACCAAUAUUUUACGUCAAUUCAGGGCCUCAUCUUGGUCACCAUCACACAGUCGUCUUGGCAGACGCGCUUCACAGGCUUCACAGGUUGAUCAAUCCUAAACAAGAAACGAUAUUCUCGACUGGCACCGACGAACACGGUUUAAAGAUUCAGCAGGCGGCAUCAAGGGCAAAGCAAGAUGUACUGACGUUCUGCAAUGGAGUCUCGAAGCAGUUCAAGGAUCUGUUCGACAAUACAGGCAUCACUUACACAGACUAUGUUCGUACAACGGAGGAUCGACAUAAGAAAUGUGUCAGACACUUUUGGAAAACGCUGCAGGAUAAGGGGUGGAUAUACACAGGAAUAUACAAAGGAUGGUAUUCAACGCAAGAUGAACUCUUUCUUUCGGAAGCGGAGGUGACAGAAGUAAAACUUGCCGAUGGCACUUUACAGAAGGUCAGCGUUGAAUCUGGGCAUCCAGUGGAAUGGAUGGAAGAGAAAAACUAUUUGUUCCGAUUGUCCCAUUUCCAAGAAGACCUGCUUCACUGGUUGAAGUCUUCAGAAGGUAUAGUGAAACCUGCAAAGUUUCAGAAGCUUCUCAUGCAUUGGAUUGAUGGUGGCCUUCAAGACCUUUCCGUAUCCAGAAAGAGCACACGAGUUCAUUGGGGCAUCCAUGUGCCUGAGGACAGUUCACAAACUAUUUACGUGUGGCUGGACGCACUAGUCAACUACCUCACAGUUAGUGGUUAUCCAGACAAAAACCACGUGUGGCCUCCCGACUGUCAAGUCAUAGGAAAAGAUAUUCUCAAAUUUCAUGGCAUCUAUUGGCCUGCAUUUUUGAUGGCAGCUGGGUUAGAGCCUCCUCGCAGCAUCUUGUGUCAUUCGCACUGGACUGUGAACGAUGAGAAGAUGUCCAAAAGCAAAGGGAACAUUGUCUGUCCUUACAAGAAAGUCGACAAGUACACGGCCGAUGGAAUCCGCUACUUCUUGCUCAAGGAGGGCGUACCUCAUUCUGAUGGCAAUUUUAACAACACAAAGGUACAGCGGCUGCUGAACGCUGAGCUGGCCGACACUUUGGGGAACCUCCUCAGCAGAUGUACAGCACCAGUCGUGAACAAACAUCAGAUAUUCCCAUCGUACGAUGCGGAGUCUUUUGAAAACUAUACUGAUGGACAGAAAAUUCUCGAUCAGCUACAUGACCUCGCAGACAAAGUGAAGGACAGGUACCUGGUAGGAAACAUAUACCAGGGCAUCGACGAGGUGAUGGCCGUGCUACGGCAGACCAAUGCGCUCGUCCAGGAGGCUAAGCCCUGGGAGCUGGCUAAAAGUGAUUCUGGCGAGGCGCGGCUGAAUGCAGUUCUACACGUUGCUCUAGAGGUUCUUCGUGUGUCGGGCAUUGUGCUGCAACCGGUCAUCCCCACGUUGGCCACUAGGAUUCUGGACAAGUUGCAGGUGCCUACUGAAGAACGAUGUUGGGCAGAUGCCCAGUCACCGUCUCUUAACCCACGGCCACUGACUACUGACCGCACACACGUAUUUGCGAGACUCAAAGUCCAGUCGGCAGCAACGUAACGUAGUCAUGCCUAGGUUAUUUUCUUCGGGUCUUCUAAGGUCUGAUGCAGGCCUUUAGCUAAUGUACAGUAGUAAUAGCAAAACAAGUAAAAACUUCAUCUGUCUUUAUUUUACACAUGAAUGACUUGUGGAGCGGAGUGUGCCAUGUAACUACAUACAAAAAAACGCUGUGCCACUUCCGCAACAUCGUGCAGUCGCUGCUGUGUAAAGAACAAUGCACAGAAAUAAAAUUCACAUGAGUGUUGAA
Rhipicephalus microplus (southern cattle tick) is the source of this 1903-nucleotide messenger RNA. RefSeq names its product Methionyl-tRNA synthetase, mitochondrial (gene MetRS-m). Gene Ontology annotation, molecular function: ATP binding; methionine-tRNA ligase activity. NCBI's taxonomy places the organism in Eukaryota, Metazoa, Arthropoda, Arachnida, Ixodida, Ixodidae. Gene Ontology annotation, biological process: methionyl-tRNA aminoacylation. The record is from RefSeq and is a predicted model, not a curated record.